Messenger RNA from Mastomys coucha (southern multimammate mouse), 2734 nucleotides. RefSeq names its product kyphoscoliosis peptidase (gene Ky). The transcript is spliced from 11 exons. Bases 394 to 2379 code for a protein of 661 amino acids. The record is from RefSeq and is a predicted model, not a curated record. Lineage: Eukaryota; Metazoa; Chordata; Mammalia; Rodentia; Muridae.
UCUCUUAGGAGAUAGAUGGUGGCGAUGAGACAGCACCCAGUCCAGCCACAGGGAAAACUUUGCUGGAGCCCAAUGCCUGCACUUCCGUUGCACAGGGAGGAAGGGUCACAAACCCUGCAAAGUGCAUCCUGGGUGCACUGGCUGGGCCCGGGGAUUUCCUUUCAAAGGUGACUUAGAGGCACUUCAGGAGGGUAGCGCCCUCCCGGGCGGGUCCUUAAUGGUGAAUUUGGCAGAGUCAGCGAAACUGCGCCCCGGCGGACCUGGCGGCGGGGCAGCGCCCUCUCCCGCGCCCUCGCCCUCUCCCGCGCCAGGCAGCGGCGCGCACGGGGCCAUUUGCAGCCUAGGCAGCCUCGCGAGCAGCCGCUGCGCGCGGGCCGGGAGGGAGGCGGCACCAUGGAGCUGAAGAAGGACAGCAACGCUGUGGCCAUUGACAUGCUGCUCAUCGUGCACUCCGAGAAGCGGCGCGCGGCGCAAGCCACGCACUUGGACACGCAGGCGGACCCGGGCGCGCUGCUACAAAACCGAGGAGGAUUCCAAGGUGUCAGAAACGGAAUCCGAAAGUGGCAAGAGUUGGAAGAAAACGGCUUUCAGGGAAACUUGCCAGAGAAGCAGUUCCUUCAGCAGCCGCAGGUCAUCACCUCCUAUGACAACCAAGGUACUCAGCUGACUGUGGAAAUCCACCCCCAAGAUGCCAUGCCCCAGCUGCUUAAGAAGUUCUCUUUGGCUAAACGUUUACAAGGUGAUAAAAAUGGAAACAUGAGACCCCGGCAACCUGGAGGGAAAGAUGCCCAUGCCUAUCCCUGGGACAGAUCCAGUUUGAAAUCCAUGCCCCUGGACCUCCGGCACUUUGAAAAACUGGAUGCCUCUGCCUCACAGGUGACAGUCAAGAGCGGCCUGAAUGAGCUGGUGAGUGACUUGCUCCAGGAAGCCCACAGCGAUCUGGAAAGGGUCAGAGCCAUCUGGAUCUGGAUCUGCCACCAUAUAGAGUACGAUGUUGAGGCUGCCCAGGAGAAGGACCGCCAGGCCUUCAAACCCACUGACAUCCUGAGGACGCAGAAGACCAACUGUGAUGGUUACGCCGGCCUCUUUGAAAGGAUGUGCAGGGUUGCUGGCGUGCAGUGUGUCACCGUGCCUGGCUACUCCAAGGGCUUCGGCUACCAGACCGGCCAAAGCUUCUCUGGAGAGUUCGACCAUGCCUGGAAUGCUGUGUACCUUGAGGGUCGUUGGCACCUGGUGGACAGCACCUGGGGCAGUGGCCUGGUGGACACCACCACCUCCAAAUUCACCUUCCUCUACAAUGAAUUCUACUUCCUCACCCACCCCGCCCUGUUCAUUGAGGACCACUUCCCAGACAACAAAAACUGGCAACUGCUGAAGCCGCCCCAGUCUCUGAGGCAAUUUGAGAACAACAUGUACCACAAGAGUGAAUUCUACAACAAGGGCAUGUUGAGCGCCCACCCAGAGACAUCCAUGAUCAGAACAGUGAACGGCAAGGCCACAGUCACCAUUGAGAGCCGGGCCCCAACCCUGUUCAUGUUCAUGCUCAACGGCAAGCAGGAACACGGACUCCUGAGCCUCAGGAAGAAUGGGAUGAAGCUGGAGGUGUACCCUCCGACCAUGGGCACCCACAAGUUGCAGAUCUUCGCCAAAGGCAACUCUGAAAUCUACAGCUCGGUGCUGGAAUACACGCUCAAGUGCAACUACGUAGACUUCUCUGUCCGGCUGCCCAGUGAGCUCCACCAGCCCGUGGGCCCCAGCUGGUUCUCAGAGCAGAUGGGCAUCACGAAGCCCUCACACUCUGACCCCAUCAUUCACACGAGCGAUGGUCGCUGCUCCGUCAGCUUCGGCGUGGAAGAGGGCAUCAGUGUCCUGGCAUCCCUUCAUGGCGACGAUGGCCCGAUCACUGAGGAGACACAGCGGCGCUACAUCUUCCAGUUGAACCGAGAGAAGAGGACCGAGCUCAAAGUCCAGCUGCCCCACGCAGGCAAGUUUGCCCUUAAGAUCUUUGUGAAGAAGAGGCAAGAACAAGGCAACUUCGUCUUUGUCUUCAACUACCUCUUGUGCUGCGCCAACACCAAAGUGAACUGGCCUAUGUUCCCCGAGAGCUUCGGCAACUGGGGGCAGGACAAUGAGCUGCUAGAGCCUCUCUCUGGUGUGCUUCCUGCCAAUCGCAACAUAUCCUUCAAACUCAAGCUGCAUGGUAUCGCCAAAGCUCUGGUGAAAGGGCAGGACACGUGGCCCUUGACCCUUAACCCCGAGGGCUACUGGGAGGGCAGCUGCAACACGGCCGGCUGCCAAGAAGUCUACGUCAUGGUGCUAGAGAACGCUAACCACAACUUCUACAGCUACAUCCUGAAAUACAAAGUGAAUGACCAGUGAGGGGCUGCAUUCCCUCCAGUCUCCCAGGGUUACGGCCAGCCCUGCCCAGGGAGGGCCCAAGCUAAGUGCAGAGAGCCCGUGACACCACUAAUCUGCAUGAAACCACUUCUAGGCCUCUGCUUCAGUCUCCCCUGCCUCAGUCUUCCUGCUCUGCCACAGGCACUGAGGAAUUCGGGCUGCCAAAGGCUCACUCAGUGUGGCUGUGGAUGAAGGGACAGAGGCCAGGGCCCUCUGGAAGAAAAAGGUGCUAUGUAAAUCCAAGGUAUUGUGAAGUGUACGCCCCUGCCUGUGCCUGCCCUUGUGUUGUUAGUACUUUGUUGUUAUAGGGCUAGGUGAGAAAAAGCUUUCCCCACGA